Electrophorus electricus (electric eel) is the source of this 9098-nucleotide messenger RNA. It is a transcript of the gene pdzd2, whose product is annotated as PDZ domain containing 2. Gene Ontology annotation, molecular function: protein binding. NCBI's taxonomy places the organism in Eukaryota, Metazoa, Chordata, Actinopteri, Gymnotiformes, Gymnotidae. The record is from RefSeq and is a predicted model, not a curated record.
AAAAAAGGCAGCAGGAAAGGUGUUGAGAAAAAGUCUUCAAAAGUGGUGCAGUGACACAGUCAUGUGCCAUUCUGGCUUUCCUCCAUUGGUUCUGUUUGCAGGAUAAUACUAAACAGACGUGGACUUUGAGGUGAAUAUUUGAAAUGCCUGGAAGUCAGGCUCUAAGUCCCCUAUUUCCAGCGCUCCUAUGAUUUCUGCUUUUUCUGCACUGGAAAUUGGAUUUGGAACAAACCUUGCAGACUGGCCAAUGGCACGUUUUCUCUGGUUACCCCUUGUAGCGUAAAAAGCUAUCCCCUUCAUCUUCUCCUCUGCCUUUGUGUUUUUGAAUGACAUCAUGGCCCUCCAUAGGCCAAACGUAACACCAGGGGAUGUCAGCGCUGUAGGUCUAGAGUCCAAGGGGCGCCGCAUUUCAUAGCGAGCCAGGCCGAGAUGGAGGCAAGCCAGCUUUUGUGUAUCUGAUCCCGUGCCGCUGUCGGCAACCCCAGAGACGGGAGUUGGGGUGGGGUGGACUGGGGCAACCUCAGCCCACCAUGAGGAGGAGGCCCAGGCAGGGACAGUACCAGCAGUCAGGAUGCCCAUCACCCAAGAGAAUGCGCUGAGCUACCUGCCCCUGCUGGAGAGCUGGCUGAGGGCUCAUAACAUAGACCAGGACCCGGAGGGAGAGCCAGGCACCGACGCAGGCAGCAUCGGCCCAUGUCGGGCUGCCAUCCGAAAGCUGGUUGAAUACAUCCAGCUGAACUUUACCGACUGCGAGGGUCCUCCGUGCAAUGGCAGCACAUCCAGAGAGGAGGUGGACGUGGAGGUAAGGGCAGUGUACAUCAGCAAGGCUGAUGGAGAUGGGCCUGAGUUUGGCCUCAGCUUCGGUAACAUCCCCAUCUUCGGGGACCCUGAGGGCAAGAAGAAGAGCCGGCGGAGGCGCAGGAAAGGUGACCAGGGACCUGUGCUGGAUGUGGGUUGCAUCUGGGUGAUGGAGGUGAAGAAGAGAAGCCCGGCAGCGCGCUGUGGGGACAUCAAGCUGCGAGAUGAGCUGCUGUCCCUCAACGGGCAACUGAUGGUCGGGGUGGAUGUAACUGGAGCCAGCUACCUGGCGGAUCAGUGCUGGAAUGGUGGCUGCAUCUAUCUGAUCAUGCUACGGAGAAUUAAGCGUAAGGCCCCUGUCCAUCUGUGCAACGGCGCCGGGGUUGGCACCAGGAUCUGUGCUGGGAGUGCCAAGCACUGCGACAGCACCCCCCUGGAACCAACGGGCAGCCCCACGCAGAACGGCAAGCGCACGCGCAAGUUCGGCGUCAUCUCCCGCUCCUCGUUCACGCGGGACAGCAAGGAUGGGAGGGAGUGCGAGCAUGAGAAUGGCCCUGGCCCCAACGGGAUGGAAGUUGCAUCUCCAGAGCUGGGCACCCCAACAGACACACCAACUGAGGAGGGGCCAGUUGUGGGACCUGAUGUGCCCCUGUCCAAUCACAUGAGGGUUGGUAGCACUGCCACGCUGCCCAGUUGCUCCUACUCACGGCUGUCAGGCAGCCUGAAGGCCGAGUCAAUAACCAGUGAAGCCCCCAACAAGCAGAGGGAGAGUAGUCAUAUCUGGAAGAUGCACAUGGUGAAAGGGCAGGAUGGCCUGGGCAUCCAGAUCACGGGUGGCCGCGGCUCCAAGCGAUCCCCGCAUGGCAUCAUCGUGGCCCACGUGGAGGAGGGCGGAGCUGCGCAAAGGGAUGGGCGGCUGAAGGCAGGAGACGAGCUGCUGAUGUUCAAUGGGCACUCGCUGGUGGGCCUCUCACACCAAGAGGCUGUGGCAGUCCUUCGUUCCAUGGCAGGCCUGGUGCAGCUGGUAGUUGCCAGCAGGGCCGAGACUGAAGUGGACUUCCACAAGUACCCGUCCACCAGCCUGCCUGACCUGGUAAGCGUGUGCUCGGGGCAGGACGCCCUGCCAUCCCCUGGGGAGGAGAAGGAGAACAUGGAGCCGGAUGUGGAGGACGUGAGAGGCAGCAGCCUUUCCCUGCCCACCCAGGACUCGUUCAGCGAGAUGGCUAAACCGGACGAGCGUGGACGGUUUGAGGGACCCAAAGGAUGCUGCCGCAGCCCAGCACCCAUGAAGUUCCGCAGCAGAUCUCAAGGGGGUGGCUGCCGUCUAGAGUCUGUUGGGGAAGAUGAUGAGCUGGUAGUUGAAAACGGAGAAGCAAGUGACAUGCCAGAGAAGCCGGUACGUGGUGGACGUAAACAUUCCCUCCCUCAGCAGCUGGACACUGUUGGAGUGCGACAGGAAUAUCAAAUUGUGAAAAAAUCGACACGUUCCCUAAGCACUGUUCAAGUGGAGUCUCCAUGGCGACUGGCACAGCCAUCUAUUAUCUCCAACAUCGUCCUGAUGAAAGGACAGGGCAAGGGCUUGGGUUUCAGCAUUGUCGGUGGACAGGAUUCAGCACGGGGAAGGAUGGGUAUAUUCGUCAAGACCAUUUUCCCCAACGGAGCAGCAGCAGCAGAUGGGAGGCUCAAAGAGGGAGAUGAGAUUCUAGAAGUGAAUGGAGAAUCUCUUCAAGGGCUCACACAUCAGCAGGCCAUUCAGACCUUUAAGCAACUGAAGAAAGGCGUGGUGACCUUGACGGUGCGUACGCGCCUGCGUAGCCCUAGCUUGACGCCAUGCCCAACGCCCACCCUGCUCAGCCGCUCUAGCUCACCCAACUCCAACACCAGCGGCGGUACGCCUGUGCUGCCCAGUUUUGAUGAUGGAGAGUGUCGGAAGGGCCCAGGCCCCAAGGACCGCAUCAUUAUGGAGGUCACGUUAAAUAAAGAGCCUGGUGUUGGGCUGGGCAUUGGUGCCUGCUGUUUAACACUGGAAAACAGUGCUCCUGGGAUCUACAUUCAUAGUCUGGCACCAGGGUCCGUAGCCAAGAUGGACAGCAGACUCAGUCGGGGGGACCAGUUGUUGGAGGUAGAUUCUGUUAGUCUUCGGCAUGCUGCUUUAAGUGAGGCCUAUGCUAUUCUGAGCGAAUGUGGACCUGGCCCAGUUAGCCUCAUCAUAAGCAGACAUCCCAACCCUAAGGUGUCAGAGCAGGAGAUGGAUGAGCUCAUCACUCGCUCUACUCACAGAGAUAGUAUGGUCAGCCAUACCUCCCACACUCUGGGCCUUCUGACCAAGAGCCCCUCUCCCACAGUGAGGACCAGGCAGGCUGAGGGCAACCAGGCUCUCAGCUGGACUAUGAAGAGGUUCUUAGAGCCUGCCAGCCGGCAAGGUUCCCUGAGCUCUGAGGCUGAGCUCUCCCAGUACUUCUCCCAUGAUGUGCACAGCCAGUCUUCCCUCUCAGAAACCAUGGCGAUGGGCUCCAGUGACGAUGACAUGCAUCACAACACCAGGAGCUGCAAUACUUCACUGGAUGAGCAAGCAGCACCCCAUUCACACUUUUAUAAAGAAAGCCCCUGUGCCGAUGGUAGCCCUUCAUGUGCAGACCGCUGUGGUAAACCUUCCUGCCCCGUGAGCAGCAGCACGGACACAGCCCAACAGGCCAGCAUGUGCAGCAGCCCCAGCUCUGUCUGCAGCCCCCUCCUCCGGCAGCGGCGGGUCAUAUGCUACGAGGACGAGCCCAGCGACGAGGAGCUCGUCCCUGACGAAGACACGGGGCCUUUCCGACGACUCCAGCAUGCCAAACAGGACAGUGCCCGCCUCCAGGAAGAAGAUUCGGGCAUCAUCUUAGCCACCUCAUCGGUGGAAGUAGAUGACGAGAGCCAGGAUGGCAGCGAGGGGCAGAUGCCCGCAACUCCGCUCUUUGGCAGCUCUCUAGAGCUGGAGGAAACGCCAAGCGAGCCUUCCGGCGCCGACUCACCCUACAUGCCUAUCCGCAGCUCUGAGCACAAUGCCGCAGGGGGUGGAGCCAACUUGGGAGUAAAGAAGGAGCCAUAUCGUGACGGGCAGGAGUCAAAGCGCUCACCCAAGCUGGAACACAAAGCUGUGACGCGUGUCAAGAGCAUGAUGAGCACCGAGUGCCCCAGCCUGCCACAGAGGCCCAAAGGCGAGGAAUCCUCUCCAAACACGGCUGCUUCUGCUCAUUCCAGCCAGGGCAGGGCGUGGGCCCCAGGGAAAGCCCAACACCACUGCAGGAGAGGAGAGCCCAGUGAGUUGGCGGGGAUCUGUACAAUUGAGACUGUGGUUCUGAUGCGCAGCGAGGCCGAGUCCUUUGGGCUAGAUCUGGAGAUCAAGUCAUCACCUCUGAAGAUACUGAUCACUGGACUGAGGCCAGGGGGUGCCGCUGAGAGGGAAGCCAGGGGGAAAAUGAGUGUAGGUGAUGAAAUCGUAGCAAUCGGUGACACCCCUGUGUGCACCUCAUCCUAUCAGGAAAUCUGUGAUCUCAUGCAUGACCUGCCAGUCAGUUUGACCUUAGAGAUUAAGAAGCCAGUCUCAGCUGUAGAUCGACUCUCCAGUCUGACUCUCCAGUCUUCUGGCUGUGAACAGUUGACAAAGGUGGAUGAAUCUAGAGCUAUUCUUGAGAAAAUCAGCAAUACUGAGGUUGCAAACAUAGGGAGUUCCUUCCCAGAGCCAAACUCAAAACAGGUGAAAACAAGCCACACCAAUGAGGUACCUGUCACUAAUAUUGAUGAUAUAGUAGCUGAACUAAACUCAGGGGAAAACACUGUCACCUCAGCAGAAACUGUUCCCAAUGUCAAAGAGACAGCUGCAUGUGUAGCAGAGACCAGGAGCUCUGAACCUAAGCAGAGUCCAACUGCCAUAUCAGUCCAACCCCAAAUUUUGGCUUUUCCUGUCUUAGAUUCAGAAAACAGAGGUUGCCUUAUGCAAGUAGGGAAAGCGUUUCUAAACAGUUACUCCAGAAACUUCAGUCAGCUCCCAAAUGAAGCCGCAGCUCUUUCUGUGAAAGAGUGUGGAGUGAAACCAAGCAUGUACGACAUGUUGCAUGAUAGUGACUCUGAGAGUGACUCAGCCACUGACGGUGCUGUGAAAACAGAGAAGCCACAGGAUCACUGCCAAAAUCCCCAGGAUACUGAUUCAGAAGAGGAAAUCGAGCUAUGUUACAGCACACUCACUCAGCUUGAUUUGAAUCAAGUAAAGGCUGAUUCUCUCUCAGGCACCCAGACUGAUAAAGAGGUGAGCACUCAUGAAGUUCUUCAGACAGCAUCUUCCUCCCCCUUGCAGGACAUUGAUUCAGAGACAGCAAACCUUUCUGCGUCCCUCACAGUGUCUCAGAGUCUGUCCUGUCCCCAGUCCCCACAUCCAGAGUCUGUUUUUAAUGGGGACAUUGAACAAGUUCCCAAAAAAGAGGAGACUGUGUGUGUGACUGAGAGAACGCCGGCAAGCUCAGAGCCACUGGACCAUAAAACUGAUGAGAAAUGUGAAAUGGCUUUGGCACCUGUCACAACAACCCAGGUACCACCAGGUGUCAGUAGUGCUCCCGAUGCUCAGAAUAACCACCACAUGAGUCAAGAAAGAAACUCUAAGAUGCAUUCAAAUGUGUUAUUGAUCUCAGAUGCCUCCACUGUUGUGGAGCCCAAGGCUAUAAAUCACAACUAUGGAAGUGAGAAAAGCUCCAGUACUCUGACUACGAAAGAGAAAGAGAGAGAAAAAGCAUACUCUAGUCUUCUUUCUCAGGGUCAGAUUAAAUGCACCACUAACUCUCUUAGAACUUUGGAACCCAAGGCCCUACACGAUAACCCUGUCUCACCUCUUCUAAAUAGCAGGUUUAAACAGAAUGAAAAGUCAACUACCUCUAGCAAACUUAAAGGUUUAAGUAUAAAAAUUAAAUGCAAAGGCCAGGAGCAGCCAGUGUGCUGGUCGGCAAAGUCUGAAAGUCCACUGGCAAAAAAAGACAAUUGUUCCCCCAUUCAGUCCCCUAGACCAGUGGACAGAAAAAUCACCCCAACAAGCAGUCCAAAAAUGAGCAGAUCCCUGGAGAAGAGUAGUGCUUCCUUAAAAACAAAUGACCAAAGCCAAGGAAGGAGUGCUUCAAAUGUCUCCAGCACCUUAAAAAACAAUGACAGUCUAAAGGCAGAACAUAAUUCUGAAAUGCAGGAAGGGAGUUCUUGCACAAAGAAAAAUGAGCUAACAUCUAAAUGUGAGACUACCACCACUACACAAAGGACCUUCAUUGAGGUGCGGCUUUCAUCAUGUUCCUCCCCAUCCUCAUCUUCAUCCACACCAGUUCUGGCACGCAAGGAAAUUUCAAAUAGUGUUUAUUCAAGCCAAAUUCAAGGAAGUUCUUUAGUGCUCAAAGACCCAGAAGACCAAACACAAAAACUUUACUGUGGAUCUCAUAUCAUAUCAUUAGAGUCUUCUGGGUUUAGACCAGAGCAAAAUAAUUCUAUUGGAAGUCCAGCUGAAUCUGCUGAUAAUGUAAAUCACAGUGUGUGCAAAGCAGACAGUUGUCUCAGGAGCAGAAGCAUUGCAGAGACUACUUUUAGUCUUAAACCAGGCAAAUCUAAACUUUACCUCAGGACACUGGACCGCAGGAGCUCCACAUAUACCAGUGGCACCCUUGACCCUAACCCCUUUUCUGUUCGACAAAGAAUCAAGUCCUUUGAGAACUUGGCAAGUUUUGAUCGGCCAGUUGUAAGGUGCAUAGACAUACGAUCUUAUGCCACUAGUUCUAAAACUCCUCUUAACAGGAGGUUGUCUGGUUACAUGGACUCCAUCAACACCCAAUCCAGUGAUUGUUGCUUCUUGAGAAGGAGCUUUAGCUCUUGUAUAGACAGUUUAAACUUAGGCCCCUCUUCAACUCUGCAGCCACAGAAUUCCUCUUUGAAUGUGAUUCUGAACAACUUUGAUCCAGCAACUUCAACUGGAACCUCUGGGCCACUCAUAAAGGAGACCACAAACACUGAGAAUGCUAUACCUCAGUCCACUCCUGUACCACACACUCCAGCAGUGCUGCGAUCCCGGAAUGCACGUGCCCGUGGGGGGUUGUCACGCUUAAAACUGCGGGAACUUAGGGCUCUUAGCAUGCCUGAACUGGACAAACUAAGCCCAGAGGAUUUCUCACGUGACCCUGGCAAUGUCAUUUUCAAGACAGAGCUUGAAAUCCAUCCUGCAAGGCCCAAAGAUUUGCCAUCAGACAACCUUCAGGGCACUGUGGUGACCACAGUCAGAAUGACAGCCUCUGAAACACCUGUCACUAUUAGCAAUGGUGGUCACCCCUACGAGCAAAUCAUAAAGUGUUCAAGUUGGUCAAUAAGUCUGCAUAACUUGUCAUCUUCUCCACUGGACCAGAAGAGAGUGCAGAAGGUUCUAAAUUCCCUUAUGGCCAAAGUGGAUGUGAUGACUUUGAUAUCAGAGUUAAACAGAGUUUCAGAGGUUAAAGAGGAUGUUUACUUUGUGGUCUUGGUGAAGGAAGAGGGCUCUGGAUUGGGUUUCAGCAUCGCUGGAGGAGUGGACCUGGAGCACAAAGUAGUCAGGGUUCAUCGAGUGUUCACUCGAGGGGUUGCUGGAGUGGAAGGUACCAUUCGUCGGGGAGAUGCUGUGCUAUCCAUAAAUGGGAGAAGUCUAAGUGGGACAACGCAUGGCGAGGCCCUGUCUUGUCUACAUCAGACCAGGCUGCCCAAGCAGGCACUUGUAGUCAUCCAAAAAGGGAAGGACAGUGAGCCAGACUCAGCCAGGAAUGAACAUUCCUUACGGCCCCCAUCCUAUCCCUGCCCAACCUACCAUAUCAACAGGAGAGAGAACGGAACAGUGAUGGAGAUCGGGACGGAUGGUGCGUUAAGUGUGGAGCUACUGAAGACUGCAGCAGGCCUGGGUAUUAGUCUAGACGGAGGCAAAGCAUCAGCCAAUGGGGACCGACCACUCUACAUCAAACGGAUCUUCAGAGGAGGUGCUGCUGAACUGUCACGGGUUAUCGAUGUGGGAGAUGAGGUUCUAGCUAUAAAUGGCAGGUCCUUGCAAGGCCUAAAACACUUUGAUGCCUGGAACUUCAUCAAGACCGUCUCCGAGGGCCCUGUCCAGUUAGUCAUUAGAAAACCCAGGACUUCAGUAUGACAGCCGACAAGUCUGUGUUUUGUGGACAUAUUCUCCACUGAAUCAGAGUGCCAAACACAUUGUACAUAUGAGGCUUGCCAUUGCUCCCUUUUAUACUUUUUUUUUUUUACUGCAAACCUGUGAUAAAAGUUUUUGCUCAUGGGUUUUAUACUGAGAAAUUGUGCCUUUAGAAGUGACCUUUUGUAGGACUGAGACGGUGUUGUCUUGUUUUGAUUCAAAUGUUAAAAUCAACCCAAACAAAUCUUAAGAACCAGUUUAUGCUUUACAGUAGUCACUUGGUUACUUACUGGCUAGUUGUUCAAUCAGUGUAGCUAAGUACUCAUUCAUUCAGAGUUGUAGGAAGAAACUUUAAAUUGUAAUGAAAUUCUGUUUACACAUAAUUUCACAGAAAUAUAAUGUGUCUUAAUUUAAAACAUUUCCUCGAUUUCCUAUUGAUGGGUUUAUUUUGUAUUUUAUUUUUUAUUUCUAAGUAGAUUAAAAAGGAAUCUUAUUAAGACGAAAUUUUGUUUGAACAAAACCAGAUUUGAAGCUUUGAGACUGACAAAUGUCAUGCAUACUCAUGCAUGCAUAUCUACCUGGUUUUUAACUUAUUCCUAUCCAGUCUCCUCAUGGGAAGUCCAUAGUUCCUGCUUUCAAAAGAUGCUUAUUUUAUUGCAUCCAUUCUGCGAAUGCUUUAACGUAAGAAGUUGCACAGUCUAUAUUUGAAAUAUUCUACUUCAAAUGGACCUGGACGCUCCAUCAUUCAAGGUAACGUAUGGUUAGAUAAGCACACAUCUCACCAAAAACAUUGUGAAUUGCAGACUGAGCUUCUUGAAUUCUUGCAGGACUACUUAAUUGUAUCCCUGCAGCUGUGAAUAUUUUUCAGCGGGACUUUCCAGUGAGCCCUAACCCUGAUAUGUUGUAUCAAUACUUCAUCAAUGCUAUAGCUCUAUUUUACUUGAAUUGCUAUGUGUAAAUAUUGCUGCCUCCACAAACAAUACGUUAACUUAAUGUAUCUGGGCUUUUAAACACAAAUUUGUUUAUAAUGAUUGCAUAUCAAAUAAGUAAUUAUAAAUAAUGUUUGUAUGUAUUAAACUCCAGUCAUUUCUUGAUAAUUCCCUUGUGUAAAGACAUUAAAUAUUUUUCAGUGCAGCGGUAA